AGAAGUUUGAGAACCUACGGUGAUCGGUCUAUCUCAUUCUCGAGAGAGCGAAUUUUACUUGUUCAGGCCUUCAGGAUGUCGCAGCAGACAGCACAGGCGCCGGCGCCGGUGAGGCUCAUCACGGCGUUCGGCAGCCCGUUCGCGCACCGCGUAGAGGUGGCGCUGACGCUCAAGGGGGUGCCGUACGAGCUGCUCGUGGAGGACCUGGCCAACAAGAGCGACCUGCUGCUCGCCCACAACCCCGUCCACCAGUCGGUGCCCGUCCUCCUCCACGGCGACCGCGCCGUCUGCGAGUCCCUCCUCAUCGUCGAGUACGUGGACAAGGCCUUCCACGACGACGACGAGGGGAGGGCGCCACGGCUCCUCCCGGCGGACCACUACGACCGCGCCACAGCCCGCUUCUGGGCUGACUUCAUCGCCAACAAGUGCUUGAAGCCGCUGUGGCAGGCGAUGUGGACGGACGGCGAGGAGCAGGCGCGGCUGACGAGGGAGACCAAGGAGAGCCUGGGGAUCCUGGACGCACAGCUGGAGGGGAAGAGGUUCUUCGGGGGCGACGCACUCGGUUUCGUCGACCUCGCCGCAUGCAAGCUGGCUCACUGGCUCGGCGUGCUGGAGGAAGUCACCGGGGGCGGGGUGCGCCUGAUGAAGGAUGGCGAGUACCCUGCUCUGCGCCGGUGGGCCAAGGAGUACACCUCCGAUGAGGUCGUCAGUCGGUCCCUGCCGGACAGGGACGAGCUCGUCGCCUACUUCACCAAAAACAAGGAGAGGUACAGGUCGUCGAUGGUCAAGGCAGCAGCGGUGCAGUGAAGCGGUAGUGAUGAAGAAGCGACCACAUCAUAGAUGUGCUACAGUCUAUAAAUAAGCAAUGCAUUUUUUAGAUGCAAUAAGCAUGUACGUACUAUUUUGUUCAACACCAUAUUCAUGCAUGGUUUUGGUUUGCCAAACUUUCAUCACGGGGUAGAGAUUUCGUUUUAGCCGCUUUGUCAGCAUGCCUCAUGUGUGUUUUCUUCACAACUUCGUC
Triticum dicoccoides is the source of this 1021-nucleotide messenger RNA. Its product is annotated as probable glutathione S-transferase. Gene Ontology annotation, biological process: glutathione metabolic process. Gene Ontology annotation, cellular component: cytoplasm. NCBI's taxonomy places the organism in Eukaryota, Viridiplantae, Streptophyta, Magnoliopsida, Poales, Poaceae. The coding region runs from base 76 to 807 and encodes 243 amino acids. The record is from RefSeq and is a predicted model, not a curated record. The transcript has a single exon. Gene Ontology annotation, molecular function: glutathione transferase activity.